UCUCAAUCGACCGGCUCUGGUUCUGCUGGACAAUCCAGAGCACGUAUUUUCAUGUGCCUUGUACUUAAUGAUCUUUGUUAGUUUGACCUCGUGUCCGUUGAAAUGAAUUCGGAACCCUCCCUUCCCAUCCCGAUCUCGUAUAUCGCCGGGAAAUACUUUCUCUUCUCCAUUGAUGCAGUUACGUAUUUGAGACGGGAGCAUCAUGUCUGCGGAGUCCUGUCCGGCACUCUGCCGCAGAUCCCUCAGCAAAAUAUCUUCCUGGGGUUACCCCUCGAGCUGAUGCCCGAGGAGGCAAGGUUGCUGGUGGAGAAAGGUGUAGCUUGCAUUGUAGACGAGGUAAACGCUCAGAGACAUGGAAUGAAGGCCCUCAUGGAGGCGGACCGCCAGAAGUACCUUCACGAUCUAGAAUCCCAGGGCCUCCAAGCCAUGCAGCUGCAGAAUAGUCGCAAAGAGCAACAGAAGGAGAAAUCUCUGCAGAAAAUAGCUGCCAAAAAGGCGAAGAAGGCUGCCGAGAAGCAAUCCGGCGAUAAAACUGAGGAGCCAAUUGUUGAUUUCUUUGCCGAUAAUCAAAAAUCCGAGUCUAGCGAGACUGCAUCAAUUUCGGCCACUUCCGACCCUGCCCUGGGGAUAACCCCUGCGACGUCCGUCUCGCUGCUUCCGUCGCAGCCGGCCGCUGAGCACUUGAUGCCUCUGCCUGAAGUUCCCUCGUCGUAUCCUUUGUUUGCCCACCUGCAUUCAGAGGGAUACUUCCUCUCCCCGGGUCUUCGAUUUGGCUGCCAGUACCUUGCCUACCCGGGUGAUUCCCUGCGCUUCCAUUCCCACUUCCUGGUUGUCUCGACGGAAUGGGACCAGGAGUUGGACUUGAUGGAUCUCGUUGCGGGUGGCCGUCUAGGCACCGGUGUGAAGAAGGGCUUCCUCAUCGGAGGUGCCGAGAAGGAUGAAACCGGGGAAGGUGAGAAGGUCAGGACAUUCAGUCUCGAAUGGGCUGGAAUGUGAGAUGCAUCAGGUUUGGGUUCGUUCUACCUGCCAUAUUCCAGGAGUGGAAUAUCUCGGCCAUCGCCGUUCGGCACUCCCUUGGGGACUCGCGUCAAGGAUGGAGACGAAUGGUCGGGUCUCCUGCCAUGUCGCCUGUAUGGCUACGGGCAACACCAGUCAACGCUACGAGCCUUAGCUUCGAGCACUGGAUGGGCGUGUGGCUCUGCCACGUCUGCUACGACACUGCCUACUAUUGAUUUCUUGGACAUCUACUUUGGGAUAAAAUAUCCAGAAUUUCUGAAGGUAGCUUGGCGGGCUUCAUUCAACUUUGAAUAACUUCUUCCAUCUAAUCAAU
This is a messenger RNA of Aspergillus steynii IBT 23096, 1330 nucleotides long. Its product is annotated as tRNA splicing endonuclease subunit SEN34. The transcript is spliced from 2 exons. Gene Ontology annotation, biological process: tRNA-type intron splice site recognition and cleavage; tRNA splicing, via endonucleolytic cleavage and ligation. Lineage: Eukaryota; Fungi; Ascomycota; Eurotiomycetes; Eurotiales; Aspergillaceae. The record is from RefSeq and is a predicted model, not a curated record. Gene Ontology annotation, molecular function: nucleic acid binding; tRNA-intron lyase activity. Gene Ontology annotation, cellular component: tRNA-intron endonuclease complex. The coding region runs from base 103 to 996 and encodes 297 amino acids.